This is a messenger RNA of Mastomys coucha (southern multimammate mouse), 1840 nucleotides long. RefSeq names its product IGF like family receptor 1 (gene Igflr1). The transcript has 4 exons. NCBI's taxonomy places the organism in Eukaryota, Metazoa, Chordata, Mammalia, Rodentia, Muridae. The record is from RefSeq and is a predicted model, not a curated record. Bases 691 to 1788 code for a protein of 365 amino acids.
AGUCGGGCCUGCUCUAAUACUUAUAACCUCACAUUGUCCAUUCUAGGCGCCUUUUAGGGAUAGGCACCUGUUUGUGGCAGGCCGGAGGAUUCCUAGCAGAGACAGGGAUUAGAAAAGGAGAGGAAGAGAGGUGGUUAGGUACUGGUGAGAGUUUACAGUAGGUUAGGCCUGGUAGUUGAAGCCCGCCAUACCACCCUGAAAUGAAGGCACUGAUAAUACCUACCACUCAAAACUUGGAAUUAAGUUUGCCAUCUGCUAGGUACUGUGGUGUUUGGCUUGUUUGUUUGGUUUUUGAAGCAGGGAUUCACUAGCUCUGGGUGGCCUGGAACUUGCUUACGUAGACCAUGCUGGCCUCAGAUUCACAAGAGAUCCUCCUGCCUUUACUUCAAGUGCUGAGAUUAAAGUGUGUACACUACACCUAUUGUGAUCUUUUAAGUAGAUUUAUUAUCUCACCCCCCCACCCACACACCCCGCCUUCAUCCAGUGAGACAAGUUCUGUAACUCCAUCUUAGAGAUGAAAAUGAGAAGGCAAGUAUGUAAGGUCACAAGUAAUCUAGUGAUCCACAUCAAGUUCUUUAUACACCUUGUGGGCUUGGAGUUGAGUAUGAGGUACGCCAGCUCCCAAAGAGGUUCUUUCUGGAAGUCUGUGCCCCCACAUCCACCACUUUAUUCUGCCUUGGACUUCCUGGAAUGUGCUGCAGAAACAGCGUGGGUGGAAGUGGUCACAGCCCUCAAGUUGCAGGCUCUGCUGAGAUGGGUCCCAGCUGGCUUCUCUGGACAGUGGCCGUAGCAGUGCUGCUUCUGACUUGGGCUGCUUCACUGGAAGCCUCUCAGUUCUGUGGCCACCUCGAGUACUGGAACUCUGGCAAGAGGUGCUGCAGCCGCUGCCUGCAACGCUUUGGGCCUCCUGCGUGUCCUGAUUACGAGUUUACGGAAAACUGCGGGCUCAAUGACUUCGGCGAUACUGUAGCACAUCCUUUCAAAAAGUGUUCCCCUGGGUAUUGCAACCCCAAUGGCACAGAGCUGUGUAGCCAGUGUAGCAGUGGAGCCCCAGCCCCAGCUCGCAUGGAGAGCCCUGGCAGAACCCACAAGCAGUGUAGAAAGAAGCCCAUCCCUCCCAAGGAUGUCUGUCCUCUUAAACCUGAAGAAGCAGGCGCCUCUAGCUCACCCGGGAGGUGGAGCCUUGGGCAGACAACCAAGAAUGAGGUCUCCAGCAGACCAGGUUUUGGACCACGCUCAGUGCUGCCCCUGGUAGUAUUGCCACUGUUUCUGGUGCUGCUUCUGAUACUGGCAGUGGUCUUGUUCUCCUUGUUCAAGAGAAAAGUCCGUUCCCAUCCUUGUUCCAGCUUGGCUUUUGGAGACCCCAGCACCUCUGUACAUUAUUGGCCCUGCCCAGGUACCCUGGAGGUAUUGGGAAGUAGAAACAGAGGGAAGACAUCUGUGCUGCAGCUCUCAAGCUGGGAGCUUCAAGGUCUGGCCUCUCAGCCCUUAUCUCUCCUGCUGGAUGAGCUAGAAGUUCUGGAGGAGCUAAUUAUGCUACUGGACCCUGAGCCUGGGCCUAGUGGGAGCAUGGCUUACGGUACAACACGACACCUGGCUGCAAGAUACGGGCUGCCUGCCUCCUGGUCCACUUUUGCCUACUCACUGCGGCCCAGUCGCUCACCCCUGAGGGCCCUGAUUGAGAUGGUGGUGGCAAGGGAGCCAUCUGCCACUCUGGGCCAACUUGGCAUAUACCUGGCCCAGCUAGGUCGCACAGAUGCACUGCAGGUCCUGUCUAAACUUGGCUGAGUCAGGGUUUGCUGGGGCUUACUACUCCAUCAAUAAAGUUUCUUGAAGCCAA